CAGUAGCUGAAACCAACUUCACACAAGGCGGGAGCUGCAUAUGCAAAACAUGCAGUCAUGUUGGCUGUUCUCUUGACCAUUUUGAUGUUUAAUCAAGGGCUUUCAUUGGACAAUCGUGGGACGAGUUUCAUCACUGCAUUCCCCGAGAACAUUGCUGUUUAUUAUCGAAAGACCUAUAACCUAUUCAAAAUCACUACCCUUCACCAAAACACUAUGAUCAAUGUUGCCUAUAUGGCCAACGGCAAUGUCACCACCAACACAAGCCUCGCCGAAGGAAUAAUUUGGACUUUGAAUUUGACAAAGCAGGUUGAAGAAUCCCAGUUUAUGUCUUCCAAUAAGACGUUUCGAAUCACCAGUGAUAAAAACAUCACAGUGGUUUCUGUGAGUGGAUGGAAGGGGAGAUUCCAGUCUCACGUUGUCCAGCCUGAACAAAAUCUGGGAAAGGUGUAUCAGGUUCCCUCUCUGAAUUACACCAAGAUAGCCACGUCCUUUAACCUCACGGUGACAUCAAAUGUCAGAUUCCUGCCUUUUAGGCUGAUGAUCAUCAAUGCAGUGGACAUGGACAAGAGUGUCACCAUCAAAGGGGUAGAUGAAAGAGGUCAGAGCCAAGAAGAUACAAUAAUGCUCGAUCCUUACAAUCUUUACCAGAUUCAGAUUAAUGGGUCGGUGAGACAAAUCAACGCAGAGGACAAAGUGGCUGUGAUUCUGACCCAUCCGUGCUUUGACAGCAAAAACUGCUCAUGCAACAUGAUUCUGAACCAGCUCCAACCCUAUGUGUCAAACAACAAUAAAGACAGAUUCCUCGUGCCCCCCAUCUUCAGUGCCAGACAGCUACUUGUGACAACAAAUCAACCCUUCCAAGUCUGUCAAGGUUGUUUUUCUCCUUAUACUGGUGUUUGGGUGCAAAAUUCUUCAGACAUCCUGCCAUUAUUACCCAAUUUUAAGAACAUCAUCUCAACUAUUUCUACCACCGUCCAGGUUUCCCUCCGAUUAAUCAGUCCUGGACUUGUUCUAGACCUCAUUCCGAUAAGCAAGUUCUCUGGCUGUUAUCUGGUGGAUUUUAAUUCCUCACACAGUGGUGCCUUGGUAAUUGCUAAUACAUCCAGUGCUGAUGCUGUGCGAAUGAAUGAUCAGCCUUUGCCUCCACACAAAUAGAACGUUAUGAAUGGCACAGGGUUCUCUUGAGCUCUAGUGGAGGGAGAAAGGUUAAGCACAAUCUGGCAUCCUUUUGCAAGGAUUGGUGUAUAUAUGAUAGAACGCUUGGAGUCUAACAAUACCUAUGGGAGUGCAGCAACAGUUAUAAAUUCAGACCCAGAUUAUGGCGGCUGUAUGGUGACUCCGGAGAUGUUUGUACUUGGUGAAAAUGAAAUGAGCUGGUUCAAGUCCCGCGAGUACUGCAUGAAAAAUGCUUAUCUGUUUGCCAGGCUCAACAAUGAAAGCAGCCAGACUAAGAUGGCCUUAAACAUGACAUUUGAAGAACCCACGGAGGGCUGGAUCAGUCUGCGCCGCAGCUUGUACUCAACAGACUGGUACUGGAAAAACGAAGACACUUUCUCACCUUACGUGGACUUCACUUACUGGGAGAAAGGACAGCCUGAAAAACCGGAGAAAGGCUUGUGCGCCUUGGUUUCCCUGGAUCCCAACAAGAACUUCAAGUGGAAGAGUGGACGCUGCUGUUCUAAAAAGAAGCCUGUUUGCUAUAAAAGACCAAAAUACUUCACUUUAUGAGAUACUUUGUAAACAACAGAUGUCUUGAAGACUUGUGACCUCCAAAAAUUUGCUUCCAGAACUAUCUUUAGGGAUCAGUAUAGAUUGGUUUGAUUUUCAUGCUCAACAUUUAUCUGUCUAUACAUAGUGAGGCCCCUAUAUUAGACUAGAUUUAGAAAAUGUUAUCUGGUGGGCAAUGACAUAGAUCUAGCAAUAAUAUUAACAGUGAAAAGAAAACUUGUAUUGCAGACUUUUUAGGUUAAAUAUAACUAUUAAAAAUUAGCGUGUAAGUUGAGAUGCAUUUUGAUCUGUAUCCAGACUAAGAUUUAAACAGUGAUUAUUAUUAAAGAAUGUUAAUUGAACAACAA
This is a messenger RNA of Sinocyclocheilus anshuiensis, 2075 nucleotides long. RefSeq lists its product as uncharacterized. The transcript is spliced from 3 exons. The record is from RefSeq and is a predicted model, not a curated record. The coding region runs from base 58 to 1155 and encodes 365 amino acids. Lineage: Eukaryota; Metazoa; Chordata; Actinopteri; Cypriniformes; Cyprinidae.